AUGAAGCAUAAGAAGACCCAGCCCAGGAAGCAGAAGCCAAGGACCAAGCCUCCGUGGCGCGUUGCACGUCCUCAUAGCAUGGCCAUAGAGCUAGGCAGAGCAGUCUACCAAAUGGCGAAGCUCAACAGCAAGAUGGACAAGUUGACGACACAACUGCAGCCAAAAGAGUCCGUCGACCGCGCCGAUAUCAACAACCUCGAAGCCAUACACGACUACUCCGGAAGCGGCGGGACCGACGAGCAACGUGCAGCAGUGGUGUUGCUUGAUGCUAUUCUUGCAGCGGAGCGUGAUACUUGUUCGACUUCCAAGCGGAGGAGCAAGAAGGGUAGACGAGCGUGUCCUGCAGAAAGGUUGGAGCAGGAAAAGCAUGGGGUCACGAUCAGAAGAUUCCAGUAUGCUGUCCGUCGGUAUCUGAGUUAUCGGUUCCCUGCAUCGUGGGAGCGGAUAUUGGAGGAGUUGUGA
This is a messenger RNA of Fulvia fulva, 462 nucleotides long. RefSeq lists its product as uncharacterized. Lineage: Eukaryota; Fungi; Ascomycota; Dothideomycetes; Mycosphaerellales; Mycosphaerellaceae. The transcript has a single exon. Bases 1 to 462 code for a protein of 153 amino acids. The record is from RefSeq and is a predicted model, not a curated record.